AUGAUAGUCACAAAGGUUUCAAGGGAGUCAAAGAAGGCUCGUCUUUGUGUCGACAACUUAGUAGGGAUUGACAACCACGUAAAAGCAGUCAUGAGAAUGCUAAGUAUCGAGGCGCCAGAUGUGAGUCAACUUGUCGCUAACCUCUUGAGGGGCGACCGCCCGAACUUUGCUAUCACUGAUGAAGGAAUUCAUGUGCUCAAGCGUAGGUUUCGUGAGAUGAAAGUCCUCAUUAUUCUUGACGAUGUUGAUAGUGUUGACCAGCUCAAAGCACUGGCCGCAGAGCUUGACUGGUUCGGUCGAGGGAGUAUAAUCAUCAUAACUACCAGAAACAAGGACGCUUUAAACGUACUUCAGGAGCAUAAGGUCUAUGAAGUAACAGAAAUGGACAAAGAUCAAGCCCUUCAACUCUUAAGCAAGCAGGAACUGAGGAGAUAUGCUCCCACAGCAGGAUUAAGAGCCCUAUCAGAAGAAAUCGUCAAUGGAACUGGAGGUCUUCCUCUAGCUCUUAAAGUUAUUGGUUCUUUUCUUCACGGGAAAAGUGAGGAAACGUGGAAGGCAACAUCGCAGAAGUUGAACAUAGUGCCAAACAAGGAAGUCGAACAGAAGUUGAGGAUUAGCUAUGAUGCAUUAGAGCGUGAACAACAACAGAUGGUUUUGGAUCUUGCAUGCCUUUUGGUCGGGGGAAGAUAG
This is a messenger RNA of Punica granatum (pomegranate), 690 nucleotides long. Lineage: Eukaryota; Viridiplantae; Streptophyta; Magnoliopsida; Myrtales; Lythraceae. The record is from RefSeq and is a predicted model, not a curated record.